This is a messenger RNA of Rhopalosiphum padi (bird cherry-oat aphid), 1590 nucleotides long. Its product is annotated as jerky protein homolog-like. The transcript is spliced from 2 exons. Gene Ontology annotation, molecular function: DNA binding. Gene Ontology annotation, cellular component: nucleus. Bases 1 to 1590 code for a protein of 529 amino acids. The record is from RefSeq and is a predicted model, not a curated record. NCBI's taxonomy places the organism in Eukaryota, Metazoa, Arthropoda, Insecta, Hemiptera, Aphididae.
AUGGGUUCCAGAAGAAAACAUAAUGUGUUAAAUAUUGAAACAAAAAUCGAAAUAAUAGAAAAACUCGAUAAAGGAGAAAGUGGAUCUUCUUUGGCUCAAUUUUAUAAUGUAGGUAAGUCUACUAUUGGCGAUAUAAAACGUAAAAAAGAAACUAUUUUAUCAUAUGCAUCAAAGAUGGAUUCGUCUGAUGGCAUUAAAACUAGAAAAGUAAUGAAAUGUGCCGCAAAUGUUAAGUUGGAUGAAGCACUUUUUUUGUGGUAUGUACAAAAUAGAAAUUUAGGUAACCCCAUAUCGGGGCCUAUAUUGUGUGAACAAGCAUUAAUAUUUAAUAGCAAAAUGGGCAGUACAUCUGAUUUCAAAGCUAGUUCAGGCUGGUUAAAAAAUUUUAAAUCGCGACAUGGAAUAAAAGAACUUAAUAUUGAGAGGAAAAUGUUAUAUAAUUCUACAUCUGAAGAAAAAUUUAAAGAAUUAUUUUUGAACGUCAUAAAACAAGAAGGAUACACAAGAAAUGACAUUUACAACGCAGAUGAAACAAGUAUAAACUGGAAAGCAUUUCCGCGUAAAUCAUUAGCACCACGUCGUGAAUCGUCAGCCCCUGGUUAUAAAGUUGGUAAAGAUAAGAUUACUGCAAUAGUUUGCGCCAAUGCUAGUGGAGAUCACGCUUUACCAUUAUUAGUCAUUGGAAAGACUAUUAAACCACGGUGUUUCAAAAAUGUUCCUCAACUUCCAGUGAAAUAUAAGGCGCAAAAAAGUGCACGGAUUAACUCCGAUUUAUUUUAUGAGUGGUAUUCUGGUGAAUUUAUACCUAGAGUUAAACGAGAACGUGAAUGUAAAGGAAGAAAAGGAAAAGUUUUGCUUUUAUUAGAUAAUGCACCAUCUCAUUUUUCUGUUGAAAAAUUGAAUAGGGUAAACUCAGAUUUUAAUGUUAUGUUUUUUCCUGUAAGUACUACUGCUAUAAUUCAACCUAUGGAUCAAGGCGUAAUUGAAAAGCUUAAACGAAUUUAUAGAAAACAAAUAUUACGACAUUUACUGUUAGCGGAUAGCGUAAAAAAUGUCGCAAGUUUUUAUAAUAAUUUUAAUUUAAAAGAUGCAUGUUAUAUGUUAGCUGAAUCUUGGCAAUCAAUUACAACACAAAAUAUAAAAAAUGCCUGGAAUAAAUUAUGGCCAAUUGCAGAAGUAAUUCAUGAAGAACAAAAGAUACAAGAAAUUUCAGAAAUCACAAAUUUACUGAAAUCUAUUCCUGGAUUCGAAGGAAAUAACGAAGUCGAUGUGAACGAUUGGCUAGAAAAUGAUGCGAAUAAUUUGGGAUUCGAGAUUUUAAACGACGACGAAAUUGUUGAUUCUGUAAAAAGAACAGAACUGUCUUUUGGAAUUGAAAAUGAUACAAAUGAAUAUGAAGACGUGGAAAAUUAUAGCGGUCCUAUGCCUGGUGAAGCAUUUACAGCAUUAGAGACGGCAAUGCAAUGGUAUGAACAACAACCAGAAAGUAAUUCAACCGAACUUUUAUUAUUAAAAAGAAUAAAGGAUUUAGCAGCGAAAAAGAGAAACUGGCAGGCUGCUGCUAUAGAGUUGCAAAUUUUAAUUUCUUAA